CGGAGAAGCGGGAGAGGGUUGUAAGUGCGUUGCUGACAGGAACUGUGGACGCAGCAGAGGAAACUGUUUAGUAUGGUUGAGCCCAGGUGCAGUACGUUAUGUACUUGUAUAGAAGCUGGUACUAUGUGGUGGUGCUGCACAAACACCAGGGUCGGACCCCAAAACGACAGCCAGUGUGCUGCAUUGUUGUGAGGAGCUGUGGUCAGUGCAUGUGGGUGUCCCGCAACUCUGAGGGAGGAUGAUACUGUAUGUGGAUAUACAUGUCCAUGUAUAUUACUGUAUUUAUGGGCAUUUGAGCACACAUAUCUUACUAAAAUAAAGGAUACAAAGAAAAACUGUAAAACUAUUCCAGCAUUGCUGGUAGUGAGCUCAGUCACACCUUGCUUGGAAGCAAGAUGGCGGCUGUAGUUACUGGCUGCAUCUUUUCACUUGAACAGGUAACAUGUAUGUUUAAUUCCUGGUAGAUUCUUAGAUAGGACUGAAAGAGUGUUAACCUACUGUUGUCAAUUACAGUUACUUCUCAGGACUUUUUGGAUGAGUUGUGAAUAGAAAUAUUUUUUUUCCAGCAGAAUGAGUGCCACAUCAGCCCAGAGUUGUGCUUUGCCACCAUUGCUUGGGCCUGAACGAGAGGAUGAAGAACACUCUGAGACACACAUGUCUGUUUUGUGGUAUGCAGGGCAGCUGGCAAUUACUUACUAUGAUACAGAAGAUUGCUCAGUCUACUUCAUGCCUGACAUACCUGAUAACGAAGACCUCAGGCUACUGCAAAAAGUAAUUGAGGAAGUUAAUCCUCAAUGCAUAGUGACCAGUGCAAAACAGGACCAGAACAUUGCCAAAUUCCUGACCAACCUAACAGCUAGUGCUAGUGAUAAAGAUACAGGAAAACCAGAAAUUGUCCUGUUUCCCAACAUAGAUUUUGGCCUAGAAGUCAGCAAGCAACGGAUCCUAUCUAGACAAUUUCCAUUUAUCCCAUUUCAUAUGACUGCAACAGAGAAAAUUCUCUACUUGUCCUCAGUCAUCCCUUUUGAGAGUCCACUCAUGAUACGAGCCCUCGGGGGACUCCUUAAGUUUCUAGACAGGAGAAGGAUUGGAGUUGAGCUCGAAGAAAGCACUACUGCAGUUCCUAUAUUGGCCUUUAAAAAGUUUGUGCUGUCAGAUACUGUGAAUAUGGACCAAGAUACUUACAGUGUCCUGCAGAUAUUUAAAAGUGAUAUCCAUCCUUCUGUGUACAAACUGUCCAGUGGAUUAAAAGAAGGAUUCAGUUUAUAUGGAAUUUUAAAUCAUUGCAGGUGCAAAUGGGGAGAAAAACUGCUGAGGCAGUGGCUCACACGACCUACUCGGAACUUGACAGAGCUGAACAAACGUCUAGAUGUUAUCCACUACUUCCUGCUGGCUCAGAACCAUGAAACAGUUCUCACUCUUCAAGGCUGCCUCAAGAAUAUUAAAAAUGUACCUCUUAUUCUAAAAAGAAUGACUCUUUCCCACACAAAAGUUAGUGACUGGCAAGCACUCUAUAAGACAGCAUGCAGUGCAGUGUGCCUUAGAGACACAUGUCGUUCUCUGCCCAACACUAUUGAACUCUUUCAGACUAUUUCACAUGUCUUCACUGAUGAUCUCCACUACAUUGCUAGUCUAAUCAGCAAAGUGGUGGACUUUGAAGGCAGCAUCUCAGAGAACCGCUUCACUGUUAAACCCAAUGUGGACCCUACCAUUGACGCGAAGAAACGAAAGCUGAUGGGACUGUCAGACUUCCUUACAGAAGUGGCACGAAAAGAAUUGGAGACCUUGGACAAUCAUAUCCCCUCCUGUUGUGUGAUCUACAUUCCUUUGAUUGGGUUUCUUCUCUCCAUUCCACGGCUACCAACUAUGGUGGAUAAGAGUGACUUUGAAAUUGAAGGCUUGGACUUCAUGUUCUUGUCAGAGGAUAAACUGCACUACAGAAGUGAUAGGACUAAGGAGCUAGACAGACUGCUCGGUGACUUGCACUGUGAGAUCAGAGACCAGGAAACACUUAUUAUGCAUCAGCUGCAGACAAAGAUUUUGGAGAAGUCUGAAGUCCUUAACAGUGUGAUUGAGUAUACUGCACACCUAGAUGUGCUACUAGCUCUGGCAGUGAUGGCUCGGGAGAACGCCUACUGCCGGCCACGCUUUACUCACCGCCAUGGUUUUCACAUCAAGGAUGGAAGACAUCCACUCAUGGAACUAUGUGCAAAGACUUUUGUGGCCAAUCCUGCAAACAGUGGCGAGGCUACAAGACGAAUAAAGAUCAUCACAGGGCCCAACUCAUCUGGAAAGAGCAUCUACUUAAAACAAGUAGGUCUCAUAGUAUUUAUGGCUCUAAUCGGCAGUUAUGUCCCUGCAGCAGAGGCAGAGAUUGGCAUAAUUGAUGGGAUUUACACAAGAAUUCACAGCAGGGAGUCAGUUUCUGUAGGGCUUUCCACUUUCAUGAUUGAUCUUAACCAGGUUGCCAAGGCAGUAAACAAUGCCACAGAGAGGUCCCUGGUACUUAUUGAUGAGUUUGGUAAAGGGACCAACACGCUGGAUGGCCUGGCCCUCCUGGCUGCUGUCCUUAGGCACUGGAUCAGUCAAGGAACACAGUGUCCACAGGUCUUUGUCUCCACUAAUUUUCACAGUUUAAUGCAGCUAGAACUCCUGCCUGACACACCUCUUCUGGAGUACCUGACCAUGGAGACCCACCAAGAUGGAGCUGAGUUGGUAUUUUUCUACCAGAUCAAACCAGGCUUGUCCACUGUUAGUCAUGCUGCCAACAUUGCUGCACUGGCAGGAAUGCCAGCCAAAAUUAUUGAAAGAGGAGUAGAAGUGUCAGAACUGAUUCGUAAUGGAAAAGCUAUCAAACGUAUUGAUCAUCCUUCAAAAGGAGAUCAGAUGGAAAAAUGCAAGUCUGUUGUGGAAAAGUUUCUUCACCUAGACCUUGAUGAUCCCCAUGUGGACUUACAAGAGUUCAUGUGUAACGAGGUGCUGGCUUCUGCAGCCUCAGUCCUGUAACAUGGGCAUGUGUAAAUGCAUGGAUGACAUUGUAUCUACCAUGUUCAGCAGGAGAGUUUGGUAAUUUAAAGAACAAUGACUCACGCUACCUUUAGCUUGUAACAAACUCUCUAUAGUUACAUCCUUUCUUCUUGUUGUUUAAAAUAAGUACUGUAGUUACAUAUCUCUGCAAUGGGUGAAUGGUGGGAAAGCAGGAAGACAGAGAAUUUAAGAACCUCUUCCAGCUGUUGGGUCACCCAGUUUUCUGCCCCUGUUGUUAGAUCUUCAGAUUAAAAAAAUAUGGUAAAAAAAAUCACAAAAAACAUUUCUGCUGGUCUCAUAAGACUGUGAAAGCAAAGUGUUUAUUGUUUUGUAUUGUGCCAAAGGGAUAGCUGCAGCCAUUUUAGGAUCAGCAUCAAAGAUUCCAACUAGGUGUGUGCCUCAGACUCCUAUAUCAGCAAGUAACAGUUGUCACAAUAAAAAACACUGAUGUAGAGGCUGAUAAACAGAAAAACAAAGGGAUUUAAUGAGCUCUACAGCUUUUCUUAUACCAGCAUUUCUGUGCAAAAUGCCAGAGAUCCCAGGAGUUUUUAUAAAAAGAAUGCUGGAGGUCAGAACCAGUGAGGACUGAUAAACAGAAGUGCUUUGGUUUUACUGAGAAUCACCCUCUUCUUGUAAGGUUCUAUACGGUACAACUAUGUAUCUAUGCCAUAUGGGUACAAAUAAAAGCAAAAUUACAAAUCUAGGAAACCAAAAACUAUACUAGGAAUGUAAGACAGAAAUUCACAUUUUAUAUUCUAUUUCCCAGUAUUGAGUAAAACUUAACAUUAAAGGAAUAAUACCAGAAGGGGAGGAUCUCCUUUAACUUCUCUUGACAUGCAGAGGAUCUUUACUGAGCGCAGUAUCUGAUGUAUGCAUAUGCAACAAAAAUUAACAAAUUAA
Messenger RNA from Falco peregrinus (peregrine falcon), 3927 nucleotides. RefSeq names its product mutS homolog 5 (gene MSH5). The record is from RefSeq and is a predicted model, not a curated record. Lineage: Eukaryota; Metazoa; Chordata; Aves; Falconiformes; Falconidae. Bases 571 to 3006 code for a protein of 811 amino acids. Gene Ontology annotation, cellular component: nucleus. Gene Ontology annotation, molecular function: ATP-dependent DNA damage sensor activity; mismatched DNA binding; ATP binding. The transcript has a single exon. Gene Ontology annotation, biological process: mismatch repair; chiasma assembly.